Anisakis simplex (herring worm) is the source of this 903-nucleotide messenger RNA. NCBI's taxonomy places the organism in Eukaryota, Metazoa, Nematoda, Chromadorea, Rhabditida, Anisakidae. The record is from the annotation of a GenBank genome assembly.
AUGUCGUUUCGUAGGAGAGGCUCUUUGCCAUGGUCACGAGUGCUGGAGAUGGUUGAGUUCAUGGCCGAUGAGAUCGAAUACCCACCACAUUUCGCUUUCCAGCGAGUCAGAGAUCAACUGCUGAAUGCAUUCAAGGGUACUGCAGAUAUGCCGAAUAUAAAGAAGUUCGUCGCCAAAUCAGUUCGGAAAGCAUACCAAGAACGUGGUUGGCAGAAGUCUAGCAGCUGGACUGAUGCGAGCGUGGCUACGCUAGCGACCGAACAUGCGUGCUUGACUGAUAAUGUGGAAUGCUUAAACAAAGCGAAAUCCUUGUUCGAUGCGUUCAUGACAAACUGCGAAUAUUCGAUGACUGGAACGGGAUUGUGCAAUAGUGAUGUGGCACCAGAUGUGCGAAGAACCCAAUACUGUUAUGGUUUAGCGCAAACGCCGAACGGGAUAGAUGUGGUUGAGAAGUUAUACAAAUGGUUCGUGAAGAAUUCCUACUAUUUCCGAAGAGAUGACGAUAACCUUCUACAUGCGCUUGCAUGUUUACAGGAUGAAGCAACAAAGAAGAGAUUGAUAGCGGACGUUCUUGAUGGCCAUUAUCCGGUGGUACUUCUCGAGUACAUUGCACAACGCGACAGCACGGACACCCUUUUGUGGGAUUAUUUGGUUGCGAAUAGCGACGCAGUGUUUUACGGCGUACCAAGCUUAUCGUAUUACAUGGACGUGGCCGUCGGUAGCUGGAACACUCAGCAGCAGUUGGACAAGAUUGAUGCGUUCCUCAAUUCAUUGGGCACAACGAUUUCGCCAGAGAACGCAAAAGUAAUCAUGGAUCACAAGGCAAAAGUGCAGCAAAACAUCGAUUGGCUGAAGUCGAACAGAGAUGAAAUCAUGAAUUGGAUCAAUGCAAAUAUCCAAUGA